Epinephelus moara (kelp grouper) is the source of this 3320-nucleotide messenger RNA. RefSeq names its product ras-related protein Rab-25-like. The coding region runs from base 1741 to 2376 and encodes 211 amino acids. Gene Ontology annotation, molecular function: GTP binding; GTPase activity. Gene Ontology annotation, biological process: exocytosis. Gene Ontology annotation, cellular component: recycling endosome. The record is from RefSeq and is a predicted model, not a curated record. The transcript is spliced from 5 exons. NCBI's taxonomy places the organism in Eukaryota, Metazoa, Chordata, Actinopteri, Perciformes, Serranidae.
AAAAUGUAAUCUUGAAAUGUAAGAUUAAAUGAUGUGUUUUAUGGUAACAAAUGGUCAUUUUGAAAAGUACGUAAGGCACAGUUGUUUGGUCCAAGUAUUAGGGAUGUCCCGAUCACAUAUUUUUUUUUGCAUCCGAUCCGAUACUGAGUCCGAUACCGAGUCCGAUCCGAUACUUUGCAAAGCAUUAAAAAAGAAAAAUUUUUUUUAUAAAUAUAAUAAUAAUAAAUUUAUUUGGUAUUAAUCAAAGGUAAUUUUGGAGAACAUGCAAACACGUGAACUUUGUCUAAAGGGGAGCAUAAAAUAGUUUUAAACACUAAUAAAUAAAUAUUUACUUUUCAUGCCUACGCACCGGCGACAGCUAUAGCUGAAGGCGCUAUGUUUUUGGGUUGUCCGUCCAUUCGACCCAUUCUCAUGACUGUGAUACCUCAUGAAUACCUUGAGGGAAUUUCCUUUUAAAUUUGGCACAAACAUCCACUUGGACUCGAGGAUGAACUGGAAGGUCAAGGUCACUGUGACCUCACUAAACACCUUUUUGACCAUAACCUAAGAAUUCAUAUGCUAAUCAUGACAAAAUUUCACACAAAUAUCUGAUAGGGUAAAAUGAUCAAGUGAAGAUACUUAUUUCCAAAAGGUCACCUUCACAGUGGCAUCAUAAUAUUCUUCAAAAACACUUUGCAGUCCAUUAUUGAAUGUCAUAUCUCAGGAACAGAAGGGAAGACAUUCGGUCAGAUGCUGAAUUGGUGACACUAAUUCUGUUUUUCUGGGAUUAAUAUGUGUGUGAAGCAGCCGUGUUUUAGAAUUUGUAGCGUUUCUGCAGCAACAUCCAUAUUUGGAGUAUUUUCUACAGUCAUGGCUGCAUAUGAGUCUGAGACAUGGAUUUAAACUGUAACUUGACUGGUUGGCGGAGUCAUACAACGGUGAGGUGGUAAUUCUCGUUUUUAAAUCGGCUUGGCGUUCAGGGAGUUCCUCUGGAAAUCAACCAACUAAACAUCUGCCUUUCCAUAUGGUGUGUCUUCACUAUAGUUGGUACCAAAUUGCAUAUUUCCUGCCAGGAAUCUUUCUAAAACAUUAUUAAGAUAACUAUGUAUGGACCUAUUUAAUAAAGUGUAACCCAAUUGUACAUUUAAGAACAUUACAGUCAGAAUAACCAUCGCCGGAAAAUACUAUGUAGCCUCAAUGUUUUCAGCCUGCGUUCCUUUAAUUAUUAUCUGAACAAUCAAAAUCAGAUAUAAAAAAUUAGCACGACAGGCCAAAUCAAAUCUCUGCUCACAUCCCUGCAGGCAUCAGACAGGUGGCAAAAUGGCGUUCUGGUACACAGAUCCACCUGUUAGGAGCGGCUGAUUGUCAUACAAAUGGAAGGAUGGGUGGAGUCUGUUACUGCAAGUGGUUCUACCUGUUCCACCUGCUCUCCACCCCCCCCAGCCUUCCCUCGGGUGUCAGCUAAUGAGGGAUCGGCAGGCCACAGGACUCUUUCCUGCCUGUCCUUCUGUCCUAUGCAGAGCUACCCCUAUCCUCAGAUCAAGAAGGACACGGGUGGGAGCAGCUGAACCUGUUCUCUUUUUUCACCUUCACUCUCUCUCUCUCUCCACACUGGAGAUGAAGAAAGAGGAGUGAGGCUGUGUUUUUUUUUCUUUGGCCUGUUUUUUCUAACUCUUCUCUACUUUGCUGGGGACAAAUAUUGAAAGUGGCUUCAGGAUAUUUACCAAGUGAAAGAGGGAAGCCUUCACCACUUAAUGCAGCAUGGGGUCUGAUGAGUCGUACAAUUUUGUCUUCAAAGUGGUGUUGAUAGGGGAGUCUGGCGUCGGAAAGAGCAACCUUCUGUCCCGCUUCACUAAGAAUGAGUUCAAUCAUGACACCCGCACCACCAUUGGCGUCGAGUUCAGCACGCGGACUGUUCAGCUGGACAACUACACCAUCAAAGCUCAAAUCUGGGACACGGCAGGGCUGGAGCGCUACAGGGCCAUCACCUCCGCGUAUUACAGGGGAGCAGUUGGAGCACUGCUGGUCUACGACAUCAGCAAGCACCUGACCUAUGAGAGCGCAGAUCGAUGGUUGAAAGAGCUGUUCGACCACGCGGACCCUCACAUCGUGGUGAUGCUGGUGGGAAACAAGAGGGACCUGGAGAACCUCAGGACCGUGCCCACAGAGGAGGCCAAGGACUUUGCAGAGAAGAGAGGUCUGAUGUUCAUGGAGACAUCAGCGUUGGACUCCACCAAUGUCGAACAUGCUUUCAACGAAGUCCUCACAGCGAUCCAUACAAAGGUGACCAGCAGACAGGUGACCCGUGGCUCCAUCAGUGCCGUGACCCUGUCCAGCCCCAUCGGACCCAACAGCGAGGCACAGGAGGGGCGCGGCAGCUGCUGCAAGAACUCCUAACAGACUGCUGCACUGUAACAAUCUGCGCUGCCUACGUUGAACCAGCAUCACGCUUGACUGUUGUUCAAGCUAAAGCACGCCAUCAUUCACACCCAAUUUGACGAGAGAGGUACCUGCUCGACCUGCAGUCAGUGUACAAACCUCUUUAAACACUAAAGCUGUGCAGUAUAUAACUCAAAGACAUACAAAUAUUAAGGAAAAUCUAUAUUUUAUACACUAUAUUUCUUGUUGUGGCUAUUGAUCAUGUUUUACUACUAACAGCUGUGCAAUUUAUCUUCUCAUGUUUUUAAAGAGGCACUGUAAAGUUGUAUUGCUUUUCUGAAGGAAUGCACUGGGAUUCACUUGGAAUAAAUUAUUUAUGUUAUUCUGUCUGCAUGUAAUUACCACACAAAGACAUGAAUUCAUUAUCUGCAUUAGACGCAUUAUCUAAACUAGAUGAGGGAAUAGGAGAGAGGGCUGAUGUGAGAUAAAGACAGCUGUGGAAGAAGAACUGUGAACCUUGACUUAAAAUAGAGCAGUGAUUUCCCACUCCCAACCGUCCUGUUACCUGUAAAGUCCACGCAAAAAAUGUACUUAAGGAAAAGAACAUGUGUUUUAUUGGCAAAAUAUAGUCAAAGCAUCAUCACUCAUUAUAAGAAUGUCUCUAUUACAUGAUUGUAUUUAUCACCAGAAGGUUAUUAUGGAUGCAUUAACAUGUAAGCAGUGUUAAAUGUUGCGGCUGGUCCAGACGAGGCAGAUAUCAACUAAUUGAUAUGCUGUUGUGUAGUUUAAUGUAAAAAAAGGUGCAUAAUAUUUUAUUUGUUUAUCAUAAGUUUUGUAUCUAAAAUCAGAACCAGUGACUAGAGUGAAUAAUAAUGCUAAAGAUAAUGAUAAUAACUGAUAUACAGUUCAGUCAGUUGUAACUAAAAGCUGUAGAUAAAUAACUUAAAGAGUUGAAUAAAGGU